Staurois parvus is the source of this 378-nucleotide messenger RNA. NCBI's taxonomy places the organism in Eukaryota, Metazoa, Chordata, Amphibia, Anura, Ranidae. The record is from the annotation of a GenBank genome assembly.
GAUCGGCGGUGCGCUGUGUCCAAUGGACACAGCGGAUCACCGAUCCACGGAAAGAGCCGAAGAUGUCGGCUUGGUCAUGUGAUCAGCUAUGUCCACAUCACUGCUGAUCAGUGUGCCCUGAUGAUCUGUGUAGCCCCAACAGCGCCACCUGUCAGUGUCCAUCAGUGCCAGCUCUCAGUGCUCAUCCAUGCCACCUGCCAGUGCCCAUCAGUGCCACAUUUCAGUGCCCAUCAGUGCCACAUCAAUGCCAUAUAUCAGUGCCCAUCUGAGCUGCCUUUCAGUGUCACCCAUCAGUGCCAGUCAAUGCCAGCUAUCAAUGCCAGUCAGUGCCACCUAUCAGUGCUGCCAAUCAGUGCCACCUAUCAGUGCCAGUCAGUG